This is a messenger RNA of Lachancea dasiensis, 918 nucleotides long. NCBI's taxonomy places the organism in Eukaryota, Fungi, Ascomycota, Saccharomycetes, Saccharomycetales, Saccharomycetaceae. The record is from the annotation of a GenBank genome assembly.
AUGAUAUCCCACAACCUACCAGAAGACACAUCGAGGAGGGUUUCUCGCGUGGCUGAGAUGAGUUAUUCGCCCAACGGUGGCAUGGACAGCAAUAGUGGCCCGUCCGCAGGCGAAGACGACGCAAUUGAGCGCACUUCGGCCGCCAACGCAGGCCGCAAGUGUGGUUCCAGCGCUACAAGGGACGCGGAACCGCCCAGGACUACAACGGUGUACCAGGACGACAUCAGCGAGAUUGUGGUGGGGGUCAAGCGGCUGGUUGCAAGCCACGAGGAGAUGGGCGUGCACGUGCAACAGGUAGACACCAAAGUGACGCAAACGCAGCUGGAUCUCGACGGGUUGGUGACCCGCAGUGCCAACAACAACAAACAUCUCCAGAGCCUGCUGCUCUCGACACAAGACGUGCGGAAGCUCCAGGAGCUCCUGGAGCGUCUUCCCAGCGCCGACCAGCGGCAGCGGCCGCAGCCGGAGCCGGAGCCGGAGCCGGAGCCGCAGAGGCAAGAACUGGAGUGGUUUCGGCGCAAACACACAUCGCUGGACGCGCUGGACGAGCAGAUAGCGCAGAAGCAGCUAGAGCUGUCGUCGCUCCAAGGUAGCUGCGAACUUGUGCACGCAAAGCUCGCCAGCGCCCAGCGGGAGUUUGAAAAACUGCGCGUGGAGUACAGAGAACUGGAUUCCCGGAUCGACCAGGCGCUGUUCGACAAGUGCAAAGCCGUGGAGACGAACUUGGCGGUGUCGGCGGCCAGUUUCCUGCCGCCCAGGCCUGGCUCGGGCGUGCCGGCGACGAAGAUGAGCCGAAUCACCGACAUGCUGCGCCAGCGGCAGCCCAACACAAGACGGGUGAUGUCGUUCAAUGUGGCCGACACGUACCACGGCUAUGCGGCGUCCAACAACUCGGAUGAAAACGUCGCCGGCGAGUAG